Acipenser ruthenus (sterlet) is the source of this 9402-nucleotide messenger RNA. RefSeq lists its product as uncharacterized. The transcript is spliced from 3 exons. The record is from RefSeq and is a predicted model, not a curated record. Lineage: Eukaryota; Metazoa; Chordata; Actinopteri; Acipenseriformes; Acipenseridae. The coding region runs from base 330 to 4769 and encodes 1479 amino acids.
GAGACUUCCCUCAGUCCCGGCAAAACAUUCGCUAGAGCGCGCGCACACAGAGCGAGAGUGCUGGCUGCACAGACACUGCUACAGACAAGCAGUUGCAUUUCUGCAGCGGGACGACUGCUGUGGAUGUGUAAUUAAUAACAGCUUUGCGGAUACGAAACCCUGAUAUUAUUCACCCGUUUCAUUAAUAUAUCCUGAUAUUAACCUCUAAAAAUGUGUUUUUUGGAUACAAGAAGAUGCAGGUGUUUGGGAAAAACUAGUGAUCAUCCAAUUCGUAGCAAUACAAAGUCCCCCUUCCUUCUGCCAAGAAAUCCUCAAAGAAUAAACAAACUAUGAUGGCCAGCAAGCGAACCCUAGGCUACGUGGACCCUCUGGUCCAUAGCAAGGUCCCCCGUCUGGAGACGAGAGCUGACCAUGGGAUAGCUACCGGCUUGUGCAAUCCUGGAACUUACUCUCCUGAGUACAGUGGGACCUACUUCACCUACUGCCUAAAAGGCCAAGAUGGAGCUGACCUUCCUGUGCAAUGGAGUUCCCCAGGGGCUUACUUGCAGAAUGGAAGGAACUCCAUUGUCCACCCCUUGGCUGCUGAGAGGCCCCUUACCAAUGGUCUUGUAUUCAGGUCAGAGCCAGAGAUUGCUGGCCAGGCAUUCCAUACUGAGAAGAGUUCAUCUGUUUUGGUUCAAGACCGAAUUGCAAAUGAUAAAUGGGCAGAUUUUAUUGAAAGGCACGAGAACCUUACACACAGUCCCAAUGCCCCCGGACUCCAUGCUCCAAUGGCUCUAAGGAAGUUGGCAGUGGGAAAUGCCACUGGGUCCCCACAAUCUGAGCAUUCUGCGGUCCUGGCUGUCCCAAAGCCUGUCUACAGGAGUAGGGUGUGCUGCACAGACCCUGGGUGCAAAUCCAGAAUGUGCUUCAGCAUAGAUACUGGGGCUGACCGGGUUCCUGGAAGACCUUACGAGGGCGAAUGGACUUCAGGGUCGGGGCUCUGCUAUGCACCUCUGCCGCCCAUGGAAAAGAGGAACGGCUUGUUUGAACCAGGGGUUCUGCAGCUGGAGCAGGGAAAUGGCUGUAGACCACAUCCCAAGGAUGCUGGUCAUGGAGGUUACCCAAGUUCUAGGCAGCCAGGGGCAAUGAAGCUGCCCACUUUUGCAGAGCGAGACUAUAACAGCCUGCCAUAUGAUGGCCCCUCGCGGCCUUUGCCCAUUCCCCCCACCAAGAGUUAUCGCAGCAUACAGCCUGCUUCCAAAAUCUAUCACGACAUGUCACAGUCGCCUCCAAAGAACUACCAUGAAAUGCAGAGGGUGACGGUCUCUCACUCACACAUGCCUCCCCCAGUCUACCAACCGAGAUCUCCUGUUUCCAAAUACCCCCAGCUGCACCAGAGGCAUGUGUAUCUCUGUCCGCAGCGAGGUCUGAACAUUGAGAAAGCUGCAAGCUACAAAGAUUUGGGACUGCAGCUUAUGGGGGAUGCUUCUCCCAACCAGCCCAGUACAAGAAACGCAUAUCCUGCAACCUCAGAGCAAUAUCUUUUCCACACUCCCCCACCUCUAUAUAGCACAGUUUCAAUGCCCUAUUCAGUGGUUUCAGCAGGUGUUCGGAAUGCACCGUCACAAAGGGACUAUGAACUUCCUUAUUCGGGAUACAAAGUGCCGCUGAGCCCAGGGCAUAAGGUGAAUCUUCCUGACGCAUGUGGCACACACAUUCGAAUGGAUUUUGCUGAUUGUCCUGUGGAUUGCACUUCCCAAAAUCUCCAGGUAAUGCCACCACACAAUGAUCUUGGCAGGUACCGGCCAGCAACCAGUGCAUUCCAACCUGUUCGUGCAUCUUACAGGCUUGAAAAUCCAGCACAUAUUGUCCCGAAGGAUGCUUCUGUAGCACGGCAGACCAUGCAAGAAAAAACUUCAAAUAAUCUCCUGGAAGAUCAGUCUUUCUGUCGAAUUGGCCUUCACAAGGAAAGGAGUAUCGCUGCAGUGGGGAAAAAUAGAGGGGUCAUAGCAGAGCAUGGAGGUCAGAAGACUAAUAAUGAUGAUGAUGAUUAUAAUAAUAGUAGCAAACUAAGUAGUAAAGGGGGUGCAUGCAGUCCAAUUAUAAUUGACUCUCCCCCCAGGAGGGAACACAAAAGCAGCAGUGACCUCUAUGAAGUCACAGUCUCCAAGAGAAAUGAAGAAAAAAUGUCUGGGAAGGAAGACCAGAAAGCACAAGAUAGUGGCAAUACAGAUAAAUCUCUCUCUCCCUCCUCCCCCCUCAUGCCUGUUAUCAAUAACGUAUUCAGCUUGGCUCCGUACAAGGCCUACCUGGAAGCAUCAGGAAUAUUGUCUUUUCCAAAUAGCGAAAAAGAGGAAUCCUCUCCAUGUUCAAGGCAAAAAACAGAAAGGCAAGCGAGUGAAAGUUACUCAAAACAGGAAACUGAGAGGCCUGCUUCUAGGUCGUCCCCAAUAACUGGUAGAGAAGACUCUUGCAAAAGAGAGACAGAGGCCAAAAAUGAGGCUGCCGAGUGGGGAAAAAGAGAGAGCAAACAGGCUGUCUAUGACACCAGGCAGCCAACCGCCCAUUUUGAUUUAAAGGCUGACAAAAGCAACUUCAUGCAGCCAAACCUGGAUGGCCAUGUGGUCGAGGGAGAAAUGGUUGGUGGUGUGAGAAUGAAUAGUCAGGCUACUGUGCUGGAUCUCAGUGUCAAAAAACCUGGCAGCCAGAGCAACCCUUUAACAGACAACAUUAGUGACUAUAAAAUGGGGGAUAGAGCGAUAGUCCAUGAGAAAAGGGAGACACUGUGUAACUUGGAACGAAUUGAAAAGAGAGAUUUCCAAACUGUAGUUUCGACUCCCACAUCUGAGAGCCCUGUGAGCAGCAGUACAACCACUUUCAUGCACAAAAAAUUCCAAGUCCUUAAACCGGCCCCCACAAAGCUGGUUGUGACUCCACCUCUGCUGCAGAAUACGAACAAUGAACCAUCACCAACUGUCGAAAAACACCUUUCUGUCCAGUCCCUUAAGUUGCCCACUUUCAAGCUCAUCCUACCAGAUAUCAUUAAAACUGUUUCCCCUCGUGCACCGGAGGUGUCCCAUUCCUUGAGUGAGGCUGACAGCAGUGCAAAGACAAACAAGCAUUCUCACCGAUAUUUUAUGGAACUCCACCAGUCCCUCAACAGAUUGAUUGCCAACUCCAUGUCCCACACUCCUGAGGAAGAACUGAAGGGCCUAUUGGCCAAAAUGGAGGAGGACCAUGAAUCCAAAUCCUUACCAUCCAAGACGAAGAACAUCUCCCGUAUUCUGGAGGUCCUCAAAGACCCCCGGGGUAAGGAAGUGUGGCUAAAGUCUGGGGAGAUUGCAUCAGCCCUCAGCUGUAUCCUGUCUCAACUGGAGAUCUACAUUUACACCAAGAACUGCCCCUUCCCCCAUGUGAUUCGGGCAGGGACGAUUUUCAUCCCCAUGGUGGUGGUGAAGGAGACGCUGUUCCCACAGCUCCAGGGCUGCUACAUCGACCAGGUCCUGCAGGAGCACCGCGUGGAGCUCCGGCCCACCACCCUCUCUGAGGAGAGGCUGCUUACUCAGCUGCAGCAGCGCUGCUGCUCCUCCAAACUUAGGAGGCUCCUCUCCCUCAAGCAGCUUCCCACCAUCUACCCUGACCUGCUCAGCCUGUACUACCAUGACUGUGUCCACAAACACUUAGAUGCAGAGUUCCACAGUGGAUUGAAGAGAGAGUGGGGAGAACCUCCAGCAGAAAAGACCUUUGACCAAACAAUGAAAAGGGAGCAUUCACAAACUGGGCAUCAACUGCCUAACAAGAGAACACCAGGGGGGUUAAAGAGCAGAGAGAGAGGAGAAAUUAACUUCAAAAGGAAAAGAAAGGGCAGAAGAAAAAAUGGCUUAAACAGAACUUUUGUGGGGAAGGGAAAUGAGGAUUCAGAGCUUGAUUCAAACAAGGAGGUGAGGAGUGAUCCUGAAAACUCGACCAAUGCAGAAGAGUCUUGUCACAAGUGGGACAAGUCAGAAAUGUUAGAGAUCAAACUUGAGGAAGCUUCCUCUGAGGAGGUGGAGAUGCCUGAGGGCAAAACAGGAAUAUCUUUCUGUAACGAGCAGGAGGUGCCUGAUGUUAAACCACUAAGAGCAGAUCAGGAGGCCAGUAAGUCCCCAAUGGUAGUACAGAAGAGCUGCAGUGGCCUGGUUCUGAAGUUGAAACGGGUACUAUUUAAAAGAAAACCUGGGGGGAGAGGCCAAAAGUAUUGCCCAGAGCCAGACUCUAGAAUAAAGGGGCAGCUGAGUUCAAGAGGAGAAGAGGUGCAAGAACUCCAGCAUCCUCCCAACCCAGAGGAACCUCGGGGGAAAGUCCAGCCUGACGUCCCCCAGCAGAAGAAACGAGCGGCUGGUGCUGCAGAAACUCUGCGGCCCACACGCAGCACCUCCAAGGUCUUGCACCUUCGCAGCUCCAUGGUGCAAAUCAAAUUCCACCGCCUCCUGGCAGUGCACCGUAACUCACUACACCACAGUGCCCGCCGGAGGAGGAGAGGAGUGCGGCGACCGGCGGUCCAGAGAGUCAGGCCAGCCACGGAAAUCAACUACCCUGCCCUGGUGGGCAAGCGGAUCCGACACCUCUAUGAAGAGAAGGACAAGUCUGAGGUUUGGUACCAUGGCGUGGUGGUGCGAGUGCACGAGGAGCACAGCAACCCUUUAAAGACAGUCUAUGAGGUGCAAUAUGACAGUGAGCCGGAGUGGCAGUACUAUUUGGAGCUUCUUCAGGAUUAUAAGAAGGGGUGGCUGAAAGUGGAGGACUAAAGGACUAUUUUUGUGUAUUUUGUGUGUCUGUGUUUGUGUGAGUUAAGAGUUGGGACCCAACUUACCAUAUGUGCUGCAAAGUUCAGUUUAGAUAUUUUUGUUAUCUGCAUGCUGUGUUUGCAAAGCUACUUGCAGUGCUGUCAUUGCUUUGCUCUUGUGCAGCAGUGGAGGACCCAGGGGGUAGUGAAGAUGGACAGAACUGAAGCAGUGAGAACUUAAGGCUCACUGUGUGCUUCACCAGCAAACCCACUGCACAACAGCAAAGCAAUUCUGACACUCUUAGAAUUCAUUGUAGGGUAUUGGAAACAACUAAUGUGGGUUUGUGCAUUGGGAUGCAGUCUUGUUUUUAAAUGUUUGCCUGUAGUGUACAGUAGGAGUGAUUCUAGUAAAGGAGAUGCUAAAAACGUCAACUGGAGAAGUUCCCCCUAAUGGCCUUUUUUUUUUUUUACCCUUGAAACACCAUUAUAAGACUUCUUCAGAUUGGGGGUAUUGUAAUGUACAAAACCGUUUCCAUGGGUUUAAAAAAAAAACAACAAAAAAAAAAACUUUGAACUGAUGGAUAUCGCUGUCAUGAUAGUUUUAAAUGUUUAAGUGUUCCUAAAGAGUAUGCAGGGUGUAGUGCUGAAGAAAGACAUAUCACUGUGACCUGAAAGUUCUGUAUUUUGAAAAAUAGUUCCUCCACCAUGGAGGCAAAACAGAACUUUGUGAUCCUUUCCCUUUUUAUCAGUGCCCUUUGGAAUCGGCCGAUAGCAGCUAGCAGUUUGGCUUGCAGUUGCCUGUGUUUGUUGCUCUGGUUUCAAAGGUGAGGUGCUGAAGAGCAUAGCUGUGAGUGAGACUUUAGCAUGGCUCACACAGCUAAAAGUAAUUUUUAGCAGCUUUUCUUCUGUUCUUUUAAGCGUAACAGUUUAAAAGUUUAAACCUUUAAUCAACCUGGUUAUAUUUCUUCAUAGUGUGCUUUUUUAAAAAAAUAAAUAAAAUCAGUGGUAUUUUGAGGAAAGACGAUUCUGCGGAUGUGUUUCUCCAGGCCUGACAUUAACCCUUUGCAGUCCAUUUAUUCAGCGCCUGUCAGGCAUGUCAGGUUCAAUUUAUUUUCACACAAGCUAUUUAUUUUAGACGCGUUUUAAAAGUAUUUUUUAUUCACAGUAAAACCGAUUUAAAAGGCACUGCAUAUCAACAGGACACUCGGUACUGCAUCUCCAGCCCCGCCCCACCCCUUGUUCGAUGUAUUUAUAACAUAUCUCUUCAUAGUCGUGCAUACCGAUAAAUCAUCUCCUGAUCACUCGUUUUAUCACCAAACUCCUCAGUAAGCUAUCCAAAUCAUUAUUUCAUUACUAUAACAUCUCCAAAAGCUUGGCAAAUGUCUGCGAUAUUCUGUGAGCGCUGGAUGCGGAAGCAGCUAUCUUGUUUGUUUGUCUGUUAUGUCUGUGGUGAAGGGACUAUGCGUAUUGCUCAGAUCUGCCUCAGUUGUGUGUUAUGUGUUGUGGUGUGUGUGUGUGUGUGUGUUUUUUUUUUUGGCUUCCAUCGGCCUCACUCAGCCAUUGAAAGCUUUUCUCAGCUUUUUCCGGAGAAAAAACUACUAGGGACCUGUGCUUGACAUCUUUGUGAUGGUGUCGGACAUGGUCCGACAUCGGCCUGGAAAGGAAAAAUUGUAAUGUCGGACCUGGUCUGACAUAAGACCGCAAAGAUUGUUGUCGUGCUGCUGUUUGUUAGACUGAAAUGUUGUUUUAUGAUUGACGACUGGUUUCACAGACCCCAAUAAGCACUAGGGAUGGGCGCGUGUACUUGUUUAUUCGAAUAAUUGAUUAGAAAUGUGUUAAUUGUUUAGAAAAUUACUAAUUGUAUAAUCGGUCUUGUAUUGCAACAAAUAUACGUGGUCUGAACAGACCCAUUAACUAUGCUAAGCCUGCCGCUGCACCACAAGGUAUUACUAUAAAUACAUAUUACAUAAAUCAUUAUUUCUGUAAAUUCUCUAAAUUAUUCAAGCUCCUGAUAGAUGAAGAGGCAAUUUUUUAGAAUUGCAGAGUGAUACCAAUACCGUAGCUAAUAAAAUACAAGAGACUACAAAAUAGAGGUAUUUUACAAUGUGGUAUUGCAAGGCUCAAAGUUAACAUAUAUUUGGUGGCAUUUUGUUACCCAAAACUCUUAAUUUGCUACUGUUGUGUUUUGGUUUUUUUUUUUUAUGCAGUAGCAUUUUUCUGAUGCUUUGCUUUACGCAGCAGUUUAUAUGACCGACCCAGAGUGAACAUGUACAUAAUUAUCUGCGUUAGUUUUUUUUAAACACGUACAUUAUUAGUAUCUUGCCCCAUGUAGAUAAGCGCGAGGCCCACAAUGCAAAUUGUUUUGUACAGUGGAGUACAAAUACUUACGGUACCAGAACAACGUGGGUAGAAUUUCAAGGUGGGAAGUUUAUUUUAUAGACCAAAAGUAAAGUUAAAUAACUGUUAGAAACAUUACGAUUUUAUAAGAUAACAGGCAGUGUGUAUAAAAUGGUAAUUUAAUCUCUCAUGGAGAAUGGUGGCUCUGGUUUUGUUCGAAUGUUAACCCUGGUUUCAUCCUCGUUAAAAAUUAACACAUAAUAGGUAGAUAAUUAAUUAUUACUUUAUCAAAAUUCUGACUACGACAAAAAACAAAACAAGCGCAACUAGCUAGCUGUAACAUUACCAUGAUCCAAGUAACGGCUUCCUUGUUUUAUCAGUACAAAUAAGAUGAAAUACAAUCCUGAGGUGCAUUAAUUUAUCUGUUUUUUCAUUCUAUAGUAGAUUGUCACUACCUUGCGUAUUUCUCCUGUUUAACUAGUGAAAUGUGUGCAUACAGCAGUGUGGAGUAGUGGUUAGGGCUCUGGACUCUUGACUGGAGGGUCGUGGGUUCAAUCCCCAGUGGGGGACACUGCUGCUGUACCCUUGAGCAAGGUACUUUACCUAGAUUGCUCCAGUAAAAACCCAACUGUAUAAAUGGGUAAUUGUAUGUAAAAACAAUGUGAUAUCUUGUAACAAUUGUAAGUCGCCCUGGAUAAGGGCGUCUGCUAAGAAAUAAAUAAUAAUAAUAAUAAUAAUAAUACAGAUUUAUGAACAAGCCAGUUGGUAUAACACGUUGCAUGAAUCAUUUAAAUGUAGCGGUACCGUGCUGGAAUUAGCUUUCAUUUUCAAAACGGCUUGGUUGUAAUUGUAACUUUAUAAUUUGUAAGGUCAUACAGAAAUGCAGGAUUCGACGAUAAUGUGGCUAACUUCUAGCCCUGGGUAUUGUUGCCAGUCAUGGUAUAAUUAUUUAUACUUCAACUACUGUGGUUAAUAUUUAUAAGCAAGUCGAUAUCAAACGGGACAUGAACGAGAUUGCAGCCGAUAACUUGAGAUUCCAGUCUAAUGUUGAAAAAAGGUGACAAACAGUAAAAUUCACACUUUGCAUAAAAAGACUGAUUUACUUGAACAGCAUCGGGACACUUUUAGUAUAUGACAUUCAAUGAUUUAACAUUGGCUCUGUACAACAUUCAUGUAGCAAAACGUAGACCAGGACCUGGGGGUAUGAACUCUAUUUAAUGAGAUAUUACUUCAUGUGAAUAUGUAUGCAUACUGUACUUGUAUUACGAAAAGCUGCUGUCAUAAUUCUGUGAUUUUCUGUAAUUUUUUUACAGAUUGUUUUGGUUUUAUGUAAGCAUUGUUUUUGGCCAGUGGCACGUUGAUGUAAAGUACAAUAGUGUCAUUGUUUAGGUUGUGUAUUAGAUUAUUAAAAUAUACAGGAAUGCCCAUCCCUGCUAAGCACUAGUCUUGGACUACCAUGCCAAGGGUAACUUUAAGUAGUUCAAGGUUAGUGGAAAUCGAAGUAUGUGAAACCAGCUGAGAAUGGUUUAACCUGUGGCGCUUUUAAAACUGCUAGAACGAUACUAUAAAACACAUGGAAUACAUGCAAAGUCAUUUCAGAUUAAUCAGUGACUUUACCCCAAAGUUUAAUCUGCUCCAUUUUCAACUACGUACCGUUGAUUCCCAUUGAUUGAGCUCCCUUUAACAGCUGUCAGUGUGUAUUCUGUUAUUGCCUUCAAAAAACACUUCCUCCUACCUUAUGACACUUCAGAUGUAGGUCCCUUUUUACUAAGAUUUCUCUUUUGAGUAACCUUGAAUGGUUUGUUUUUAUUGGAAGUUAAAUGUGUUCACGUGUGUGGUUUGUGUGGUUUUUUUUUUUUUUUUUUCCCUCAGUCUCUUUAAUAUUACACAUUCCAUUCUGUUUGGAUAUACAUCUCCAAGUACAAUUGGAGAAAUCAUCUUUAUCAGCCGCUCUCUCCUGGUUGCUGAAACAGAUUUCUGUCAUUUCUUUGCUCACCAUUUGCUAGUUUCCAAUGUUGUCUGACUGGACAGAUUUUUCCUGGAAUACUCAAAAAACUGAACAGUUUUAUAUUGCUGUAGAGUCCUUAUUUUUGUACUUUAAGAUAGUGUUGAUGAUUUUUUUAAAGGUUUUAUUUAAAUCCAGAUUCUGUGAAUUUAGAAACGCUUCACACCCCAUAGCGAGGCUGUGGUUCUAGGAUCUAUACUGCUAGACCAGUGUUGUGUUUUAAACUGUUUGUACAAUAAGCUGUCCAAGUACAGUAUCUUCACUUUAAUUUAAGAUGUUGUACUUUUUAAUAAACCUUUUCCACAUAUACAAA